Molecule: messenger RNA, 4329 nt
Organism: Cryptomeria japonica (Japanese cedar)
Lineage: Eukaryota; Viridiplantae; Streptophyta; Pinopsida; Cupressales; Cupressaceae
Product: protein VARIATION IN COMPOUND TRIGGERED ROOT growth response-like
Exons: 8
Coding region: 1-4329 (1442 amino acids)
Biological process (GO): signal transduction; defense response
Molecular function (GO): ATP hydrolysis activity; ADP binding
Source: RefSeq, a predicted model, not a curated record
AUGCUUUCCUAUGGGGGCAACCAGGAAAGGCUUGACGGAUCCACCAGGCCAUACCGUGUUUUCAUCAAUCAUCGUGGACCGGACGUGAAGGAAACUCUCGCCACCACUAUCUAUCAUUCACUUCAACACACGGGUUUGAAUGUUUUCUUCGACAAAACUGAAUUUCAACCCGGACAAAAAUUACUCCCGACAAUCAAGGAAGCCAUUCGCACAGCUUCUGUUCACAUUGCUAUUUUUUCCCCGAGAUAUGCCGAAUCGCCUUGGUGCUUGGAAGAACUCUGUCUAAUGCUGGGAAGCGGUGGAAAGAUUAUACCUGUCUUUUAUCGUGUUUCUCCUUCAGAUCUUGUGGGCUUGAAAUAUGGAAAGGGAAUAUACGUAAGCGCAUUCAAUAAGGGCAAAUUCAAAGUCUUCUACGCCGACAGACUUCAGGAAUGGAAAGAAGCGCUAGAAGAAGUGAGCAAUAUCUCAGGGCUGGAGUUGAAUUCAAGUACAUUCAAUGGGGACGAGGAAAAGCUCCUGCAAGCUCUUCGAAGGGCUGUUAUCGAGCAUGUUAGAGAACAACGAACGAAGUUUGAUCAUGGAUUGGUUGGGCUGGACAAGAUAGUUGAUUCUUUUAAUUGUUUUAUGUCCAAGUCUAGCAAACACAGAGGGAAUUGUAAGACAGUAGGAAUUGUGGGAACUGUGGGAUCCGGCAAAACUACUUUAGCAGAAGAGUACUUCUAUCGCAACAGAGAAUCUUUCGAUAGAUCCAGUUUUCUGUUUGGAGUCAGAGAGGCUUCGGAGCGAAAUGGAUUGCAAGCUCUGCAGAGGCUGUUGUUGAAAGACCUGACAUGUGACUCUCACGCAGAAAUCAACACCGUAAGGGAAGGUAUAGAGAUUCUUGCAGAUCGUCUAGAUUGCCUGAGUCGUCAUAAACAAUUAAAAUUUCUCAUUGUUAUUGAUGACGUCGAUGAUCAUAAGCAACUUGAAGCUCUUCUUCUCAAAGACAACAUCUUAGGAUCAGGAAGUCUGGUUAUAGUCACAUCCCGUGAUAAGGCGGUCCUUAAAUUGUCAGGAAUCUCCGUACAUUAUGAAGUCGAGCCGUUGGCUAUGGAGGAUGCUGCAGAGCUCUUGCGUAGAAGCGCGUUUAAGGAUCCUGAAGCGGUCACUGAUUUUGAUCGAUUCAUACAAAUUGCAGUGAUCAAGUCUGGUGGUGUUCCCUUAUUUCUCAAACGUAUCGGCUGGAAUCUAAUGCUCUAUGGCGGUAAUAACGAAGAAACUUGGGAGAGGGAACUGAUCUCAGAGAUACCUGAAAUACUCAACGCUAGCUACGGUGCUCUAGGAGAAGAGGAGAAACAGAUAUUCCUGGAUAUUGCUUGCUUUUUUGUAGGCAUGGAAAAGAAUUCCGCGAUACGCGUAUGGGCUGGGCUUGGAUGGGAAGCUGCUCGUGCCCUUCGAAAGCUGGAAUAUAUGUGCCUGCUUCAAAUUGACGAAAAUAAUUGCCUGAAGAUGAACAACCAUCAUUCAAGUUUAGGACGAGAGAUAGCAGAUAAGCAACUCUGCAACUCUCUACAUCUUCCCUGUCGGCUAUGGCGUUCAAACGAGGCUCAAAACUCACUUCGCGGUCUACUGUCUCUGCCAGAAAGCACAAAGCUUAGAUUCACGGACGCGACCAGGAUCUAUGAGCGGCGCUCUGGAACGCACACGUUUUCUUCUGUCAAAAUAGAGCUUCUCGAAAUUAAUGGGGACAUUUCACGGGGUGAGGUAUUAAUCGAUUUGGCGUGGCUUCGUUGGAGAGAUUGUCCUCACACAAGCAUUCCUCGCUUCGAAAUGAACAAUCUACGAGUCCUAGAACUCGUUGGAGGGAGCCUUGAAGACUUAUGGGGUCCUGGUUCUGAGCUUCCAGUACAACUGAGGGAGAUUAAUGUGAAAUAUUGCAGUGAACUUGCAACAAUUCCACCAACAAUAAUGUCACUACAACGUCUGGAAAAGAUGACACUGGAUGACCUCCCUCGUGUAACAACUCUGCCGGAAGAAUUUUGUGAAUUGGGCGCUUUGAAGCAUUUGGUGCUGAAGGAAUGUGCGAGCCUAACAUGCUUGCCCAAUGGGUUUGGGAAAUUAACAAAUCUGGAACACAUAGAUUUCUCUUAUUGUCAAAAUUUAUUGGAGCUUCCACAGUCUUUUGGUUGUCUCAUACAGCUUAAAUGCCUCGACGUAGAGAAGUGUAAAAAUCUGAUUGUAGGAGCCGAUAGAUUUGAAAAUAUCAGGACACUCGAGGAAUUAAAUUUCGAAAAUUGCACUGGAUUGCAGAGGCUACCAAAUAAAAUGACAAGUCAAAACUCUUUGAGAAAGCUAAAUUUAUUGGGUACAAGCUUGGAAGAGUUGCCACAUGAUUUUUACAAUCUCACAAAAUUGGAGGAGCUGAGAAUAGGAAGUCCUUUCUUUACGAGUAUACCUUCUAAUCUAGAGAACCUUUCCUGCUUGAGCGUGUUUGAGAUAUGUAUGUUCGGGCAAAUGAAUUGUUCUCCCCCAUCAAAACUUGGGCACUUGAUUCUUUCAGAUUUCUUUGAGAGGACAACGGAGGAGGCUGCAACGGAAGUAAAUACAAUUUGUGUAUACGGUUUAAACGAUAGGAUGCAACCUGGUCAAAGGGAACCAUUGAAGAAAAUUGUGAAUGAUAUACUUAAGAUCAUGGAAACCGGGUCGCCUUGCAAACCUGCUCAUGCCGUUGGGCUCGAAGAGGAAGUCGAACAUUUUGAAAAGAUCGCUCUUCAAUACGCAGAAAGAGUUAAAAUUGUGGGGAUUGUAGGGGCUAGCGGGUGUGGGAAGACCACCCUGGCGAGAGAGAUAUACAAAAGGAAGAGCUCGUUGUUCCAAGGGUCCUGUUUUCUUUAUGGAGUGAGGGAUGCAGCCUCAAAAAUUGGCUUGCAUAGAUUGCAGGAGGAACUCUUAGAGGUGGGUGAUGUCAAACAUCUCACAGUUCCCAACAUAAGUGAAGGGAAGGAACUUCUGGCUCGUCAUUUAAAACAUCGGCGCCUCCUCAUCGUCUUGGAUGAUAUCGAUGGUAUGGAUCAAAUCAAUGCUUUGUUGCCUCCCACGAAUUCGCUGGGAUAUGGCAGCUUGAUUAUCGUGACAACUUGCUACAUUGGCCUUCUGAAGUCGCCCUCCAUGCCUUUAACCGCAGCCUAUAGGAUGGGUGGACUGAAUCAAUCGCAUGCCCAACAGCUUUUCUGUUGGCACGCCUUCGGCCAGCCGAGCCCAUUACAUGGAUUUCAGGACCUUGUUGAAUUGCUCUCCAGUAGUUGCGAGGGAAUGCCUCUUUCUCUCCAAACUCUAGGACAGCAGCUUCACGGCAAGCCCAAGGAUUAUUGGGAGACGGAAUUAGUCAGAAUCUCCACAAUAUUGUUCAAGGAAAUAAAGCAAUGUGAUAAGGUUCUUGUGAUCAAAGGUGACGAAUGUAGCAAUAAGACAGAAAAUCUUCUGUUGCUGCGGUGGUAUGAUUGUCCACAUACGAGUAUUCCUCCUUGGAUUUCGAUGAAAAAUCUCAUAGUUUUAGAUCUCAGAAAUGGGUUUUUUAAUAAGUUAUGGAGUUCAAACCUACCUUUACAAUUGAGAAAAAUAAAUAUAUUGGGAAGCGUAAGUAAGCUUCCAAAGUCAAUAGGCCAGCUGCAGAACCUCGAGAGAAUUAUAGUUGAUGGGUGGCUGAACACCAGUUUGAAGUCUCUUCCAGAAGAAUUUUGUCAUCUAAAAUCAUUGAAACACCUUGCCCUCCGCUGGUGUAGGGCAUUGGCAUGGCUCCCUGAAAGGUUUGGGAAUUUGACAAACUUACAACAUUUAGACCUGGCAUUUUGCAGUCGAUUAAACGCAUUACCUCAGUCCUUUAAGGAGCUGGUACAACUUCAGUAUCUUGAUUUACAGAGCUGCAGAAAUCUGGAGAUUCAACCACAAUUUCUGGGUCAAAUCACAACUCUACAACACAUAAAUUUUAAACACUGUGGCGAGCUUAGAAUUUUGCCAGCGCAAGUUCCCUAUCAAGUGUACCUGAAGAAUCUAAAUUUGAUUGGGACAAGCUUGAAAGUGGUACCUGAUGAAAUUGGAAGGUUGGUUCAUCUGGAAGUUCUUGAAAUAGGAAGCCCUUAUUUGACAGGCUUGCCAGUUUCUUUGGCUAAUAACACAAAUCUGCGCACAUUAUCUAUCGAAGGUUGCUCGAGCCUGAAGUCUUUACCUGAUUCUUUGUUGCUAUUAAAAAAUUUAACAAUAAAUUCGCCACAGGAACUGAAGAAAACUCUGGAUGAAGGUAAUCGUAGAGGAAAACGUUUAAUAUUGAAAAAAAAGAACUUACGUGCUUGA